Aphanomyces astaci is the source of this 3673-nucleotide messenger RNA. RefSeq lists its product as hypothetical. Bases 87 to 2426 code for a protein of 779 amino acids. The record is from RefSeq and is a predicted model, not a curated record. NCBI's taxonomy places the organism in Eukaryota, Oomycota, Saprolegniomycetes, Saprolegniales, Verrucalvaceae. Gene Ontology annotation, biological process: lipid metabolic process. The transcript has 7 exons.
CGUCAUCGCCGGUCGACUCUCCCGACUCCCGCCCACUUCCUUGCAACACCACACGCACUCGUCGAUACCUCUUGCAGCCUUGUGCGAUGGAAUACGUGCGGCAACUAAACCUUGUGCACAUGACAAAGAUGGAGGCGCUUCUUCGGAUUGUCACCGUGGACGUGCCCACAAUCAUCUUUGAUCAUGUGCCGUUUUCGGACCAAGCUGUCAAGUACUUCUUCGUGUACAUCAUGCUUCAGGCGUUGGCGAUUCUGUGGGGGUUUCUCUUCAACCUUGGCACCAUGGUUGGGGAAAACGUGAUUGACAUCGUCACGAUGCCGUUCUUGCAAGCGUCGUGCGUGCUGUUUGUGCACUACGCCGUGAUUGGCAUCAUCUUGGGCAUCGGCCGAACGACAUGGAUCCUUACGUGGCAGUCUCUGACGAACUUCCCAUACAUCCGUCGCAUCAUGCUACGCGAGUCGUCCCCGCAGGUCGUCGUGUUGCUGUCUUCGAUUCCCAUCCUGCUCCUGCUCGUGAGCCUCAUUCUCGUGCCAUCGUUCUGCACAAAUAUGGACACCGCCGAAGUGACAAAUACUUUGUGCAAGUCCAGCUACAUCCGGUACCUCACUCCGUCGUAUCCCGUGUUCCAGCGGUCUCUGCGCCUCACCACCGUCAUUGCGUCGGCCCAAUUCCUCCAAGUCGUCAUGGAAAUCUUGCCACCGUGGAGCUCAAUCAUCGCCAAAACGGGUACCCGCCACCUGGUCGUGCUCGGGAUGUCGUUGGCGGCCCUGAACGGCUGUACGAUCCUAUGGACAUUUGAGUGGCUGCUGCGCCACGGCCAAGUCAAGACGACUUCCCUAAGCGACCUGUCGCAGCUACGCUGGGAGACCCUCGGCCUCGUGCUGCUGUGCCUCUGGAUGGUGUGGUUCCUCACCCUGGUGUGCCACAGCUUCCCGCUCUCGUACGCGUCCAGGACGGACGACCGGUCGCUGUCCGGCUUCUUCAGGCGCCUCAAGGUGACCUUUCUCACCGGCCAGGCCAUCGUGUUCAUGCGCGCGUGCGUCCACCCCCAGAUGGGCUUUGUCCACGCCCAGCUGGAGCUCACCAUCAUCAACCUCCUCCUCCCGCUCUUCUACGUGUUCUCUCUCCUUGUGCUGCGAGGGUUCUACCUGAGCUCGUUCCGUAAGGUGGUCGUGGCCGCCCCGCUCUCCCUCGUUCUCGCCUAUGGCAUCCACCGCCACGCCGCCAUCGGCAAGGGACACACGUACUGGAUCAUCAGUUUGUUCCUAUUCGGCGCGUUCCUUCGGUUGCUGCAGCCGUCGCGGUCGCUGUUCUCGUCUGCCGAUACCCAGAAAGGCAUGAAGUCGCACCCGACGCAGCGCGUGGCCCUGCGCUUCGUCUUGGCGGCGUCGGGUAUCUUUACGCUGUUUCUGCUCUUCAUGAUCGGGUUUGGCGCGCUCACAUUCCUUCAGCGAGAGAAGGAGCACUUUCCGGCCAUGGCCACCGUCCAAAUCGACAGCGACGGGCGACUGGACGUACGACACGCCAGCGUUGUGCGGCUGCAGCUAACACUCGCCACCGCCUCCCCCCCCCCGAUCGCCCCCCGCCCGCCCCACUACGCCAGCUGCGGCAACCGCUGGUUCAACCUGAGCCUCGUCGACUACGCCCUUCUGUCCCAAGCAGCCUACUUCAACCCGCAAAACAACCAGCUAAAGGACUUUGUCGCGAGUGUGUUUCCAAGUGCAUCGGCUCUCCCAAUGUUUGACAUCCGGUUGCCCGAGAAUUACACUGCGCAUGGCUCGAAAGUCGAGUUCUUUGAGGCGUACUCCAAGGACCUGAACGUGUCUGUGAUUUCCGUACGUGGGACGGACGUGGGUCGGUUUCGAGAUUUCAUCGAAGACGCGAAAAUGUACGCCGAGCCGGUGAUUUUUGUGAUUUUAUCAAGCAUUUUCCCCACCAUCCGCAUGUGGCCCGACGUCACGUUUUCGACGUUGAUUGAACUGUAUCACGAAAUGGCCACCAUGUUUGGACUCACCCACGAGUACUGGUACUACCACGAACUGCUCCAAUACGUCAAGUCCAUCCACGACCGCAACGUGAUCCUCACGGGGCACUCCCUCGGUGGCGCCAUCGCCAGGGUCGUGGGGUCGGUUCUGGGGAAGCCGUCAGUGUCGUUUUCGCCCCCGGGUAUUGAAAUAAGGCGAAUGAAUGCACAGACGCUGUCGUCAACGAUGGUUUCAAACCGUAGGAUCUGGUCAAACGUACAGCAAACUUGUGCACGACAUUGCCGGCCAAGACAUGCAAGUGGAUCGCAGUCGCCUCCACCACGAGUCCACGUGUGUGCUUCCAGAGUACGACCCCGUGACGAUGAUCGACACCCAGUCCGGACUCAUCCAACGGUCCCCCUUAUACCCCUCCGUUUGUUUGGUCUGACGUUGUUGUCGUGAGUAGCAUCACGUGCGACACGCCGCACUUGUCGAUGCAGUUGUCCUGUCACAUGAUCCAAGGCACGCUGUGCAACUUGCUGCAGCACUGCGGCGACGACCGCGGUCGGUUUUCGUCGUGCCAGUUUGAGCACCGCAUCACGUCGCUGUCGCAAGACGUGUUCGAAGCCGUGUUCGUGGACGUGCUGUCCCCCACGACUCUGUCGGGGCUGCUCAUGGCCGUCGCACUCGUGCUGUCGCUCGUCCGGCACAAGAUCAUCACUCAUCGGCGCCUCUCCGUCACAGCGGCUUCACCUUCCCCCAGCAACCACAAGACUAGCCACGACCCGUCUCGAUAGUAAACAAUACGAGACGACGUUGUUGAACCCUGUCACAGUAAAUUCAACCCAGUGAAGCUAGUAUGCAUCGAAUGCUGUUGGUCCCGUCGCUCUUUGACUUGUCGGUGCUUCAACUCCCUCUCCGCCUUCUUCACUUGAAGCCCUUUGUCUAUCGUUGGCCGGUCGACGUCAGCAAGAUUGAGGACAGGGCCCCCACUGCUUCCGACCGUGAGCUCAGGGAGCACAAGCCGGCCACUCGCCGACUGAUUCGUUUGAUUUUGUCUUCGACUGUGCACGGCCUGCACGUGUUGUCGCUUCCUCUCGCUUGAUUGCGUACGGUCCUGUUGAUGAGUGAUGUCGUCUUGGGCCAGUCGUGCCGACGGGGCGGUGUGCGGAACCUUCUGCAACGGAUUAAGUCGCAGCGGGUAUGCUGACGAGUUUCCCAGUACAAAGGAUGCUUCGAGGGAAGACAAAUCUGGGGGUGGACAAGGAUGGCGGGGGAUAGUGGGUGGCUUGAGGGGUCGGUGGUGGGGCUUGGAAGCUACCGCCCGCUCCUCCUUUUGUUGAUUCGGACCCAGGUGGAGACCUCCUGACAACACGAGAUCGGGCUCUAGCUGGUUGUUUACGCGGGGCAACGUACGUCGACCAGAACCUUUGUCCAUCUUGCCUUUGGAUGGUGCAGAAGCUUUAUGCGUCUAUCAAGAAAUGAGUGAACGCCAUGAAUGGGGUCGCAAACAUAACGCGAUAAUCAAAGCACCAACGUUACUACCAUUGGUCCAUCCAAUGUCAAGAGUGUUCCGCAAGGCUUGGUCAUCAACGGCAUCACAGAAAAAAGUGCUGGCAGCAUCCCAGACCCGGUUGUUGAGGUCUGAACAAACAACCACAGAUCGUCAGAACACUAAGAGUAUUCCAUGAGCAAUGAUUGGCCCCCGG